Messenger RNA from Aedes albopictus (Asian tiger mosquito), 1778 nucleotides. RefSeq lists its product as uncharacterized. Bases 279 to 869 code for a protein of 196 amino acids. Lineage: Eukaryota; Metazoa; Arthropoda; Insecta; Diptera; Culicidae. The transcript is spliced from 4 exons. The record is from RefSeq and is a predicted model, not a curated record.
UAUUACACACUCUGGGAUCAGCAGUUAAGUGAAGCAGUUACAUUGCCUACAGAAACGACAUCGCAAUUCGAAUUAUGACGCGUGAUAAAUCGUGAUAAAAAUUGGAUGUGACCGUUUCAGUUUCGUUUUCCUUUCCUGUCGUUUGUGUUCACACGGUAGUGCCGCACUGAGAAGCAUAAUUUGUGAUUUAACACAAGUUUGUUGACAACAUUUGAUUUUCACCAACCAUCUCUAAACCAACGGCGGCGCGCAAACGGAUAGCGUCGUCUAAAUGUAACAUGGACAAAAUGUACAAUUUUGUAAUUGUCACAGUGCUAGCCAUCACCUUUACCUUCGUUUGUGGCAGUAAUGACGACAGUCCGCUCAAAGACAUGAUUGGAUUUCCUUUAUGGAGACCAAUGACCAAAUGGCGCCGGCAACAAUAUGCACCGGCCGAAAGCUAUCAACCCGAUGCAGCAGAUGAGCUCGACGAUUAUUCCAGUGCACUGGCGGCGGACACGGCACAGGGCCUUCAGACUAUCGAUUUCAAACUUAAACGUGCCCAUCCACGACACCCGAUUUGCGAGUCGCUUAUUAAUAUUGUGUACGUAGGGAACAACUCGGAUGGGUACCAGUAUCGUCCAGACCAUUACGUGACCGAAUCGUGUCUGAACUCUUACAACACCUACCAGAACAGGUGCUCAGAGACGGGACUAUCGUGCACCCAGAUUAGGCAGAAAAUGUUCAUCACAAGGCGGAAAGCAGGCGACGAUGCGAAGGCGAUGAACUGCUGGGAACACGUCAGGAUGGAGGAGUACGAUGCGGGCUGUGAGUGCAUGUGGCCAAAGGAGCACACUGUUGAUAAACAUUCUCUACGCAAUGGAAAAUAAGAGGCGGUCAUCCAGAGACUCUGCCUGUUCCUCAAUACCGAAUCUGAUGGUUGUAUUCUAGUAUCGAAAUGAAGUUAUGUUAGGCAUGAUUAAUGUAUAAGAUGAGCCCUUUUAAGUAUUUAUAGUGUGUAUAGUGUGUAUUAAUGUUGAAAAUCGAAUGAUGAUUAGAAUCAAGGUACAUAUAAGAGAGGUAGACCUAUAUGUCAGACAGACCCGUGCACAGAAAACGCAACAAGGGAUGGGUUUUCCCAAAUUUUGGCUAAGGGCGGCAGGGCGCCUAGUGUAUGGAACAUCGGCAAUGGAAGGGGUUUAACCCCCAAAACCCCUCCCUUGUGCACGGGCUUGAUGUCAGAUUAUUCAAUAUGCCCUAUUGAAAAUAGGUAAAGACAGCUGGCCACUUUGUUUUGAUUUGAGACGAUUCGAGCAAUGCUGUGCUUCGUGUGGUAAAAUGUAUAUCAUCGAACCGAAUCUGAACUUACUAUUUUUUUUCUAAAUUGGAGGAAGCACCUUUCAUCUAGAAAGCAAUAGGUGUUUUCUCGCAUUUUUUUUAAUCAUGUCUACCGUUCGGGACAUAAUUGAUCACAUGUGUAUCCAAUUUUUCACUUGACCGAUCAGAGACAAUUAAACAACCCCUAGCAGCCCAAGCAAUGAAGUGCAGCGAAAACAAACUUGCCAGCUGCCAACUUUACCAACCCCUCUACAUACCUCUCUAAGUCUCCACUGAUUACUGAGAUUCUCGUACCUGUCUGUAUUUCUACCUUGAUGAGCAUAUUAACUUAUUGUACAAUGUAGAAAUGUAAUGAUCAGUAUUAUAUUAAAUUCUUUAUUUAAACAAGGUUCCAUAUUUUAAUACGCAUCAUUUUGCAAACAAACUGAAUGACCAAUAAAAAUUGUAAUUCGAAAAAAAAA